CUUUUUACGACAGUUAACGGCAUUUCAAGAAAUCACGUUCUGUGUAACUAAAGCGGUAGUGUACAUUUUGGGUUUGAAUUUACUGUGAAAAAAGUUUAAUAACAAUGUCUGCAAAAGCCGGAGCUAAACUUAUGUGCCCGACUGUUCCUCUCUCCAAUGGCCGUCACAUUCCUAUUUUAGGGUUAGGGACAUCCCACUUUGGUGGCUAUUCCCACAGUGCUGUUGUGUACGCUCUGAGGGAGUGUGGCAUUCGUCACAUCGACACGGCCAAACGAUAUGGAUGCGAGUCCCAACUGCAGGAGGCCAUCCGGGACAGUGGAGUGGCACGGGAGGAACUCUGGAUCACCACCAAGCUCUGGCCAGACGAAUACGGCUACCAGACCACCAAACAGGCUUGCCUGGAAUCCUGCAGAAGACUCGGGGUGCAAAACCUGGAUUUGUACCUGAUGCACUGGCCUGAUUGUAGGUCUCCUGAAAAAUCGAAUCGGGAAAUGCGAGCUGAAACAUGGAGAGCUUUGGAGGAACUUUACGAUGAAGGAGUCUGCAGGGCCAUCGGAGUGAGCAACUUCCUCAUCCCUCAUCUGGAGCAGCUCAAGGAAGACUGCAAUGUUGUACCGCAUGUCAAUCAGGUUGAGUAUCACCCUUUCUACAGGCCACAGGAGCUGGUGGAUUACUGCAAGGCUGAAGGGAUCGUGUUUGAGGGCUACUGCCCCCUGGCUAAGGGGGAGAGUCUCACUCACCCUACCAUAAUCGAGCUCGCAAAGAAGUACAACAGGACCCCGUCCCAGAUCUGCAUCCGCUGGAGCGUACAGAAUGGAGUCGUUACAAUCCCCAAGUCAACCAAAGAAGAAAGGAUAUUAGAAAACUGUCAAGUUUUUGGGUUCUCUCUUCUGAAGGAGGAUAUGGAUUUAAUGAACAAGGUCAAUGUAAACAGAAAGCUGAUUCAUUUAAUGGAAUUCAACUCGAGGAUAUCAACAUUAGCGGCAUCACUCAGAACUGCUGAGUCAAAUGAAGACUUGCUGUAAUGAAACACAGAAUGCCUUAAGAAAUUGUUCAUUUUGAAAGUCAGGUAUAUCUGCGCAACAGCAAAAACAAAAAUCUGAAAAUAUUUCCAGUCUCAGAUUUGCAUUUUACAAUUUUGCACACGUCAGCUUUUUUUCACUGUUGAAUGAUGAGGUUGUAAAUGAAUGAUUGGAUGGGCAUAUUUCACCCAUUGCCCUUGGGUUUCCUAAACUAUGAAUGCACACACUAGACCUUGCAAUAGUCAGACAGGGGCUGUCCUAAGGGUGCGCUCAGCUGGUGUUCAGGAAAACGCUUCUGUAUCUUUUGUUACUGAUUUUAUGCAUGACGGAGAAACAUAUAUCCCCUAUAUAUCUGUUUUACUGAAAGCAAGCCGUUUCGAAUCCUAUUGCCCAGGUUUUGCAAGCAAGAAAACUCAUUUUCAUGGAACAAAGAGGAAAUAAUGUCUACAAAUCAGUUUGAAAUCAGUAACGCAUUUUGUAACCCAGGUGAUAACCACCAGUCAUUAGGCACGGUUUUCCACAGAGGGAAAAUUGCAUUGGAGUGGGCAAUUUGCCCCCAGUGCAAAAAAUAUUAUUAUUGUUAUAAAUAUUACUAAGUAAUUUUGUGUUAUUUUGAUUAGCCAUACCCUAACCUUAAUCUAAUAAUCUUUGACAGUUAAUACUGGUGAAAACAAGAAAUGUAUUUAGAGAAAAAUAAAGCUUUUAUUUCAUGUUUGCAAAAAUUCCUCCAAGGUAAAGCUGUUUAAAAUAACAUCCCUAACAGAUGACUUCAACAACUACCAAAUACUAGACCCAGGUUAGGGACAUGUCUUUUUAUUGAGUUGGUCAGGUGAAAUAGUAUUCAGGGUAAACUGCAUAUUGUAUGACACUGAUGUGGUGUUUGUUUAGGGCAGGGUCAGUACUUUGAGUAAUAUGUUGUAAUGUCUGUGUUGCCAUGUUGGUAACCAAGUCUUAUGGCAUGUCAGCUUUCCAUUUCAGAUACCAUAUAGCCUGCUGUAUACUUUACAGGUCCUCAAGCAUUAUCCUAAUAGAGGACAGGAAUGGACUAGUGAAACUGGCAUAUAGCAACCAAACAGAGACUUGUUAAAUAUUUUGUAUGAUUCUGCUGCCAAAUGUACUGCUUAGGUGCUGCAUUCUGCUCUUAGAACCCUAGGGAAGCAACACAACUGAACACUCAGGCAGAAUUGACAGAACUGAAGGUAGAGAAUACACACUAAAAUACUUCAGAACUGAAGGUAGAGAACAUACACUAAAAUACUUCAGAACUGAAGGUAGAGAACACACACUUACAUACUUCAGAACUGAAGGUACAGUAAACACACUAACAUACUUUCUCAAGUAUGAGUUUUUCUCAAUGUCUGAAACAUGUCAUUGAAUUUUAUAAUUGUCUUUUAGUAUUACUACAUAUACCACCGUUGCAUGUUUUAUGUGUAUAAUUGUAAAUGAAACACAGUUUUGUAAUAUUGUGCCUUGGACAUCACUGGUGGUAAAUGCUAAUAUGAAUAGAGUCAUUAAAAUAAAAGAUGGAACUACUACAA
Molecule: messenger RNA, 2560 nt
Organism: Acipenser ruthenus (sterlet)
Lineage: Eukaryota; Metazoa; Chordata; Actinopteri; Acipenseriformes; Acipenseridae
Exons: 7
Coding region: 105-1025 (306 amino acids)
Molecular function (GO): oxidoreductase activity
Source: RefSeq, a predicted model, not a curated record